AUGACUAAAGCAUUACUCAUGGUUUGUCAAAAUGGACAUGAUAGGAAGAAAGAAUAUAGCAAACGUGUGUUGGUCAGAUAUGCUCGUCAAAAUAUACCACUACCGCCUGCAUCAUCAUUACAAUCGAAUAUAACAUCAACAUUACGAACAACAACGUCAAAUCCAUCAACAUCUUCAAAACGUUCGUCUUUACCAUCAAAACAGAAGAUUACGAAAAGAAUAAAAUUGGAUAUAACAUCAACAUCAGCAAAUUCAAAUUCAAAUGUGCCUAUGGAUGGAUACACGAUCUUGCAAAAUCAAGUGUUAUUUACUCUUAUGUGCAAGACGAAUUGUGAAGGUUGCGGAAAUCGUUGGAAUGGAACAAUUAACAUCAACAAACGCGAAGGUUUAUUUGUGAUUCUAUCUUUUCAAUGUUCAUCAUGUAAAAAUACCAUCACCAUUGAAACAAGUCCGAAGAUUGUUGCAUCAAAUCGCCGAGACAUCAACGUAAGAUCACAAAUAGGUGGCCAUUUAUGUGGUAUCAGACAUGCAGGAUUAGUGAAAUUGAUGGGUGCUAUGAAUUUACCGAGUCCCAUUCAAGAUGAAAGAUAUUCCAAAUGGGAUAGAGAUUUACUAAUUAUGGUAAAAUCAUUCAUCGGAAGAUCAAUGAAGAAAGCAAUAGAGGAAACUGUAGCUGCUGAAAAUGGUACAGAAUUAAUGGUUAGUGGAGAUGGAUUCUGGCAGACUCGAGGUUUCCAAAGCAGACAUGGUGCGGCUGCUCUUUUAUCUUGUAACACAACACCAAAAGUACUGGAUAUAGAAACAUGCAGUGCACUUUCUAUUAAAAAAUCCAAUCCAGCUAAAUAUGAUAAUAUUAUUAGAUCGCAUCGAUGUGAAAAAAAUUAUGAAAAAAGUUCUGGUACAAUGGAAU
Rotaria sp. Silwood2 is the source of this 910-nucleotide messenger RNA. Lineage: Eukaryota; Metazoa; Rotifera; Eurotatoria; Philodinida; Philodinidae. The record is from the annotation of a GenBank genome assembly.